Messenger RNA from Acanthocheilonema viteae, 1626 nucleotides. NCBI's taxonomy places the organism in Eukaryota, Metazoa, Nematoda, Chromadorea, Rhabditida, Onchocercidae. The record is from the annotation of a GenBank genome assembly.
AUGCUAAUCAAAUUCACAUUUUCAGCUCACUCAUUUCAUCGGCGCUUAUUGCGUAGACAUGCGCUAUAUGUGCAUAGCUUUAAAUCGCCAACAUUCUGCGAUUUUUGCGGUGAAAUGCUAUUUGGACUGAUGAAGCAAGGCCUGAAAUGUCGAGGUUGUAAAUUAAACUAUCAUAAACGCUGUGCUUCAAAAAUUCCGAAUAAUUGCGAUGGUUACAAGCAAAAAUUAUCACCGCCACAUAUUUUGUCAUUGGAAAAUUCUAAUGCUAAGAUGGAAGCAUUGCGACGAGAGAAUAAAGCGUCAACAGAAGAGCUAAAGGGACUUACUGAUCAGCUUGGCGAAGGAGGAAGAAGUUUACAUGAAUUACAAAAACAGAAAAGAAAAUUAGAAAUGGAAAAGAAUGAACUUCAGCAAGCAUUGGAUGAUGCUGAAAAUGCGUUGGAAAUCGAGGAGAAUAAAGCUUUGCGAGCACAAAUUGAAAUUUCACAAAUUCGAUCAGAAAUUGAAAAACGUGUAACUGAGAAAGAGGAGGAAUUCCAAAAUACACGAAACAAUCAUCAACGAGCUUUAGAAAGCAUGCAGGCUUCCCUGGAAGCAGAAGCACGAGGCAGAGCUGAUUUGCUUCGUAUAAAAAAGAAAUUAGAAUCAGAUAUCAGUGAACUGGAAGUAGCAUUGGAUCAUGCUAAUCGUGCAAAUGUGGAUGCUCAGAAAACGAUUAAACGUUACCAGGAAAAUGUACGUGAAUUACAGACUCAAAUCGAAGAUGAACAACGUCAACGCGAUGAGCUACGAGAACAAAUGAACGUUAUGGAAAGACGUGUGCAGACAUUACAAUCAGAAAAAGAGGAAGUGAGCGGAAUGCUUGACCAGGCAGAACGAAUUCGUCGCCAACAAGAACAGGAAGCUGCUGAUGCAAAGGAAACAGCUAAUUCUUUAACUCAAAGUAAUUAUUCGCUGUCAAUUACGAAACAAAAAUUGGAAUCCAAAAUUCAGCAGCUCCAUAGUGAACUCACUGGAACGUUUAAUGAAUUGAAAAAUACUGAUGAACGGUGUAAGAAAGCGGUAAUGGACGCAGCGAGAUUGGCGGAAGAGUUGCAAACAGAACAGGAACAUUCACAGAGUCUUGAUCGACAACGGAAAGGGCUGGAAUCGCGGAUGAAGGAAAUGCAGGCUCGUUUAGAUGAGACGGAAGCAACAGCAAUAAAAAGUGGAAAACGUAUGCUAACUAAGGUGGACCAACGUGUACAUGAUCUUGAGGUCGAAUUAGUGGAUGAAUGCCGACGUCAUGCAGAAACUCUCAAGAAUUGUCGUAACAGAGAACGGAAAGUGCGCGAACUUCAAUUUCAAGUGGACGAAGAUAAGAAAAGUAAUGAAAGGAUGCGUGAUUUCAUCGAAAAAAUGCAAACAAAAAUAAAAACUUACAAACGGCAGUUGGAAGAAGCAGAACAGUUAGCCGUUCAGAACCUUAGCAAAUAUCGCCAAAUGCAGCAUAUGCUUGAGGACGCUGAAGAACGCGCUGAUAUAGCAGAAAAUUCAUUGGUCAAAAUGCGGGCCAAGAAUCGUUCUAAACUUUUAUCUGUCGGUGGACGCAUCGCACACUCUGUACCAUUUUAUUUUGUUUGUUAA